Molecule: messenger RNA, 1181 nt
Organism: Paramisgurnus dabryanus
Lineage: Eukaryota; Metazoa; Chordata; Actinopteri; Cypriniformes; Cobitidae
Gene: cyb561a3a
Product: cytochrome b561 family, member A3a
Cellular component (GO): lysosomal membrane
Molecular function (GO): oxidoreductase activity
Source: RefSeq, a predicted model, not a curated record
GUUAAACAGGAAAUAGCGCGUCAUUGUCCGCAAAAGCUGUAAACAAGAAGAGUGCAUGUGCAUUUUUCAUCUUUGCCAACUUUUGACUGCCAUCUGGGCUGUAGGUCGAAAGCGAGACAAAAGUGAGAAUGAUUUGGAAUAAUGGAAAGAGGAACUGAGAACACCAGAAAUAUUGUGUCACGAGGUUGUACUUGAUUUUUGGGCUUACACGCCAGCUGAAGGGUCUUUUACUUUUGUUAACAUUAUCUGCAGCGUUCACAAGAUGAGUGGAGUUGUUACGUUUUAUGUAACUUAUCUUCUGUGCCUAUUGCUGGGAAUUGCUUCAGUUGUGUUGGUAGCUCACUGGAAUUAUAGCUAUCGAGGUGGAUUUUCAUGGGAUGGCUCAAUCAAGCACUUUAACUGGCAUCCAGUCCUUAUGGUCACUGGGAUGGUGGUUCUUUAUGGGAAUGCGGCUGUAGUGUAUCGCAUUCCACUGACCUGGGGUCAGAAUAAGCUCCCAUGGAAGCUUUUACAUGCUGGGCUUCUGCUCCUUUCUUUCAUUAUAUCUGUCAUUGGGCUUUGUGCAGUGUUUGACUACCACAACACAAAUCACAUUCCCAACCUCUAUUCCCUCCAUAGCUGGGUAGGAAUUUGUACCGCAGCUCUGUUUACUGCACAGUGGCUAAUGGGUUUUACUGCAUUUCUCCUACCCUGCACCCCAAUAGCACUAAGGUCACUUGUUAAGCCAGGUCAUGUUUGGAUGGGAGGAAUCAUUUUGGUACUGAGCAUUGUGUCCACCAUCUCUGGGAUCAAUGAGAAACUCUUUUUUGCUCUAAAAGCAAACACCAAUGGGACGCUGCCUUAUUCCAUGUUGCCACCAGAGGCAAUACUUGCAAAUUGUUUGGGGAUCAUCAUUGUAGCGUUUGGAUUGGUUGUUUUGAAAAUUUUAUCCAAUCAGACAUGGCAACGUCCUGAGCCAGGCUAUGACGAGGAAGAUUUCAGGCCACUGGCAUAUGAUGGAAGCUGAUGAAUCCAAAUCUGAACAUCUAAAAUGUAAUAUUUAAAUGUAUUUUGACUAAUGUUUAUGUUAUUCUUUACAUUUGACUGUGCUGGUUUAUUGUAUAAACGAUAUAUUGAGUAAAUCAUAACAGUUAAAAUAAUAAAAUGCAUCAUAAAUAAAUAAAAUAUUCGAUAGGAAACAA